GAGGUCCUAGUGCUAUAUAUAUGACAUGGAAGUUCAACAUGUGGAAGAUUCUGUUGACCUGUAUGCCGAUCUGUUAGAGGAUAAAGCUUGUCCACCCGAACAAAUUCCAUGCCAAGAAAAGCAAUCUCCAGUUGUUCCGAGCAUUGAUGAGACCAGUAGAUUGACAACGUUAGAUCUUUACGAUGACCUAAUUACCCAUGAAGGUUUACAACAGGAAAACGCUCAUCAGGAGUUAAAUGAAAAAUACAAGGCUGCUUUGGACACCAUCAGUGAUUUGGAGAGACGACUGGAAGCAGCGAAAAAGCAGGAGGCAUUCUACGUAGAGAAAUGUCAGACCCUGGAGAAAAACAUCUCCCUAUUGUACGUCACUGCUAAAGCAGAGCUCCAGAGAAAGGAUUCUCAGAUAGAGGAACUCAGGAAGAAGCCAAAUUACAGAAGACAAUGGCGGAAACCCAACUGUCAAGAACCGGUCAGUGAAUUAGCCAAAGAAGAAGACCACACAAGGAGUAAUGGACACAGUGUUAGUGCCAGUCUGAGUGCAAAGAAAGACACACAGCAAAGACCAGAGACCCGGAAAUCUCCCAGAAAAAGAAAAUGUCUGAGUUCUUGGGAAGACUCGAGAGACAACUCCAAGAAGAGAUCUAAGAAAGAAGAGUCCAGCCACAAAGCAACAGAACCGAGUUCUUCUUAUCAUGGUGUUCAGUUUCACUCCGAGAAGUCACGUGAUGGUUUGAUAUCUGCUAGAAAACUAGUGGAAAAAAGCAUCAAAGACUUGAGGAACAGGAGAUCUAAUGAGUUUAAAAGAAAUGCAAAGGAUCUUUCGAACUCUGUGAUUGAGAAAGACUUUUCAGGGGUUAGUUUAGUUAAUUCACAAUCUGACCAUCAGUCUUUCAAUGUGACAGUGACACAGUGCAAUGAAAAGCGGAGUAAACCUAGUGAAGUCGGCACAACUGAAGACUCAUUAGUCCACAAAGAAAGUGAAAUUAGUAUGAAGGGUUUAAUUGACAAUCAGAAAAAUGUGAAGAAAGAUCCUAAGGAGGAAUCAUUACAUAGAGCUGUGGUUGCCGAUGUGAAAACCACAUCAAAAGAAAGUGAACACUUGUCUCCAAAAACAAAACAUAGACCUCAACAGUCUUCUCCCAGCAGGAAAAGGAUAGAGAAAGAAGGUGGUGAUAAAGAGAGGCAUGGAAGAUAUUCUGAGAGAAAGGAAUCGGAUCGAAAGGAAAGACGGAGUCAGGACAAAGAAGAGAACAGAAGGAAAGAGAGACGGCCUACACGGCAGCAAAGAAAGUCUGGUGAAGGAACAGAAUCCUCUAGAAAUAAAUGUGAUCGUGGUGAUGUUGUAAAAGACUCGAGGCGAAAAGAUGAAACUGGGAUAAAAGAUUUGAGGUGUAAACUUAGUAGAAAUAAAAGGCAGGGAUCCAAAGAAAGUAGUAAAGAUUCAUCCCCGGACAAAGAAAUCAAAGAAAACAGGGAUUCAAAAAGUGCCAAGAAAAGCAGGUUGGACACUCCUGAUUCUCGCAAAGAAAAAGGAUUUUCAACAUCUGGAAGAAAACCAUUAUCUGUGAAACCAGAUUCAGUGGGUUCAUCCAGAAUUGAUGAGGUUUGGUCAAAGGUCAAUACAGGUAGCUUAAAAAAUUCUCAGGAAACCAUUGCUGACAAUGCUUUUAAUGAACCAAUGUCAAGUUCAAAGGUCAGUGAAAAGGAUGAAAUGUUACGGCAAACAGAAUGGACUGAGAAGAAACCUUUGACUCCAAAAGCAAGUCAUAAGCCUAUCGAAAAUAGAAAUGCAAUGAUGAUUUCAAGUGUUGAGGAGGCUAUGGUGAGGGUGAAUGAAGAAAAAAUUAGCAAGUAUCGUGGGGCAUUCAACAAUGAAGUCGAAGCGUUGACUGGUGAGUCGGACUAUUGUAGUGGAAAGGACCCGAUGAAAGCCAAAGAAAAGGGUGCGGAUGUCAUAUCUCCAUAUGCAGAGAUCAAAAAAGGAAUCCAUAGUAACAGAGACAGAGAAACAAAUAGGUGUGAUGAAAAUCCAACGUCGGUUUUUAAAUGUCCAAUUAGUACUCAAAAUGUUUCAGGUGACAAAGACGUAUCUUCUGUUUUUAUAGAAGAGUUGAUAUCAAUGGAUGAAAACUGUAGAGACAUUUACAAUGAAAAGUAUGAUGAACAUGUAUUGAAAGAUAAUGUUGCCAGUGAAAGAGAUGAGAAUAAGAAUGCUGAAGGUUACACUUCGAGUGUACCUGAUGCUCAGGAUGGUAGCUUGAGCUGUUUUGACGUUAAACUCCAUGUGUCCGAUAAAGAAAUAAAAGACUUACUUGGAAAUGAAGAUAGUUUAAGUGAAGGUAUUAGCAUAGCAAAACAUGACGUAGGGAAGAAAUCGAGAGAGAGUGAAAGAAGAGGAAGUUCCUCCAGAAAUACAUCUAAACAUUCCUCUACUGUGGAUAAGAAGACUGAGAAGAAAAGCAGUUCAAGGGAGAAAAGGUCCAGUGUGGAUAAAAGGUCCACUGUGGAUAAAAGAUCCAAUGUGGAUAAGAAGAGAGACAAUGAGCCAGCAUUUUCUAAGGCGGUUCUCAAACUUCCACUUGGAUCCAAAAAUGUUUUUUCAGAGAGUGUGUUUGAGAAUACCAAGCCAGUUUCUGUAAAGGAGAAUGUAUACACAUCAUCUAAAGGAACAAAAAUUGUUCUGAAGUCCGAAUCUUUGAAAGCAGAAAAGAAAUCUGUUCCAAAGAACAGCCUGUCCAAGAAGGAAUAUGACGCCGAUCGUGAGUUCCUUAGCCAGUUAAAAAGGAAAUAUGCAAAGGAGGAUUUGAAGAAUGUUGCAAAACAUGGCAGUCAAAAGAGAGAGAGUGCAACUGCUGCAGAGGUAAAAGACAGGGACUUGCUGGUUUCUGAAUGUCCAAACUUUGAAUUAAAUUCUGAAAAGCAUAGAAUGACUACUGAAGAACAAAGUCAAAAGAAAGAGAGUGCAACUGUUGCAGAGGUAAAAGACAGGGACGUGCUGGUUUCUGAAUGUCCAAACUUUGAAUUAAAUUCUGAAAAGCAGAGAACAACUACUGAAGAACAUCAGAAUCAAACUGUAUGUAGGGACCUAACAGAAAUUGCGUCGAUAUCUCAAUUAGAUGAGAAAACUUCAAUAUCUAAAAGUGAUCAAAAAGAAAAUGAAAGAGAGGGUAGAAAACCCGAGUCAGCUCAAUAUGCAACAAGUGAUCAUUCUAAAGUUGAGAGAGAGAAGAGAAGUAUGGAGAGAGUUUCUGUAGAGAAGGGUGCACAACCUCUCAUGGAGCAAAGGGAAACAUCUUCGGAAGAUCACAUUGUAGAUAGAGUAAGGAAGUGUGAAGAUUCAGCAACCAUUACCUCAGGGAUUAAAAAGCAAGAAUCUAAGGAAUCUACCUCUGUCAUUCAAACAACUACCGGAAUAUCUAGUCUAGAAUCAAAACAAGACUCCACUAUAUCAGGAGAUGUCUGUCAACCUUUGUGUGAACCUAUGGAAUUGGAAGUUGUUCCAUCAGUACAGACUACCAUUCAAAGCAAAGUAAAGUCCAGGGAUGAGAAAACCUCCAUUUCAAGCUUAAAAAAUGGUGUAGAGUCCUGCAGUGAACCUAUAGUGUCAAACAUAUCAGUUUUAAAGACCAAAGAGCAAAGUUCCCUUGUAUCCAUUGACUUCAUUCGCAGCAGUAUACUGAAAAAGAUUGAAGAGAAGAAAACUGUGUGUAGUGAGACUUCUAUGGAAUCUGUGAUAGAUAGCAAACAGAAUGAUGCAAGCCCUGAAAGCAAUGUGAGUGUUACAAGAUCUCAAAAUGACCUAAAGACUGAACAACCAACAAAUCUGGUUUCACACAUGAAAAGGAACUCACCUAAGAAACAAACUCAAGAAGAAAAAGUUCAAUCAUUAUGCAGUUUUAAACCACCAGAAGUUGGGCUACAGAAGCAAAAUGUAUGCAGGGACUUGCUAACUGAAACUGAGAGUAUAACUGAGUUUUUCGAUGAAGAGAGUCAGCUUGAUCUGAAUGGAGCUGUUUCGCUUCGAGCCAGGGAUGGAAUCGAUGUCAGAAGGCAGUCCUUUGAGAAAAAUUCUGAGACAGAGGAAGGAGAGCAGGGGGUGAGGUCUUCAUCUUUAGUGGAGGAGAUGGAAACGGAUGUUGUGGACGUCCAUGAGAGUGAUGUAUUGACACUGCAGGACAGUGAAGCAGAGGAGGGUGAAGUGCAUUCCUCUGACACUGAAAAUAAUUUAGAUAUGGAAAAGUUUGUAUUUGGAAAAGAAAAAACAGAAAGAGAUCAAAAUGUAAAAGAUGGAAGGUCUCGCAAUAGAAGUGGUCGUUCUUCAGGAAGUAGGUCAAAGUCUGGCUCAAAGGAGAGAGAAAGGAUAGAAGUUGAUAAACCACGAAGAAGAAAUACUUUUGAAUCAGACAGGUCUGUUAGAACACCGAGAAGAGAUUCCCAGAGGAAAUACGACUCAAAGGAGGAUAGGAAACAAAGAGACAGUAGAUCCAAAGAAAGGCCUUCAAAUCCCAGUGGCAGUAGAGGCAGCAGAGAAAAGUCUAAAGAAAGGCCUCCAAUUUCCAACAUUGGUAGAAGAAGCAGAGAAAAAUCAAAAGAAAUGCCAACAACUUCCAGUGGCAGAAGAAGCAGCAGAGAAAAAUCUAAAGAAAGGCCCCCAAUCUCCAGCAAUGGUAGAAGCAGCAGAGAAAGCAGAAUGGAUGACAGAAAUUCUGACUCUAAGUCUUCAGCAACAACUAGAUCUUCAGCAACAACUAGACAUCGGAGGGAGUCCAGGGACUCAAAAGAACCAGAGAAAUACCCUAGAAGUCAUCUCAGCAGUGCAGAGGUGAAAUCAGCUAGGCUAGAGAGAUUUCGGGAUUCGGAGACUUCCAUAUCACGUCAUAACAGUUCAGAUGCAAAAUCAGACAGAAAUUCAAGCUAUCGAUCAGGUCUGGUUGACUCAGACGCCAGGUCUGUACAUAGGGAAGCAGCGAGGUCCACGCGUGAAGGACAUGACCCUGCGACCAGAAGGAAGUGAUUCAGAGUUUAUAGGUGUUAUUGUUUUAAAAAGACCGUUUUAUACUGUUUUUUAUGCCACUCCUUCAGAAGGAUUAUCGAGACUUGUUAAAACACCAAUAUUUAUUGAAUGAAAAUGUGCUAAACAAAAAAUCAGAACAUUUCUAUAAUAUUUUGAAAAAGAGUGUACCAGUAGAUAUGAAGAUUUAUAUCUUUAUAUUAUAUUACAUGUAUGUAAUGUCUUUUUAGUUUUUGGGUUUUUUUGUUAAAAAAUUUGUAUAUAUAUGCUAACACACAUUGUAUUUAUUUUACAAGGUAUAUAUAUAUUGAGUGAAAGAAAACCAAUCAGGUCAAAACGAAGAAUACUGGAAUUGCUAUUAAAAUUGUGUUUGAACUGAAAA
Molecule: messenger RNA, 5393 nt
Organism: Magallana angulata
Lineage: Eukaryota; Metazoa; Mollusca; Bivalvia; Ostreida; Ostreidae
Product: putative autophagy-related protein 11
Exons: 4
Coding region: 26-5014 (1662 amino acids)
Source: RefSeq, a predicted model, not a curated record